AGCGUGCAAGGAGCCGUAUUUUUUUUUUUUCCCGCCACGUGGGCUGCGCCAAAACAACCCUGCAGCAGCACUGAGAAAUUUCCAGAGAACUUGUGUUGAAAGUGUGCGGAAGAUUCCCGCUUUAUGCUUUACCUGUGGGGAUUUUUGUGAGCAACCGCUUAUACAAGCUAGAUUUUUCUGUUUUCUUAUUGCCACAGAUGCCUUCAUUUUAUUUUUGGGGGUCAAAAGUUAAUUGACAGUUCAGGAAGACAGGUCAUAGGCAGGACUUAACAGUGAGAAUGCUGAUUGAACUGAACUAAAAGAGAGCCCCCCCUUCAGAAAGAGCUGCGAAGAGUCGCUGUCCGCGCACUGAUCCAAAGCAACAGACGCUGUAGAUGUGAUAGUGGAUCAGAAGGAGGGAUGAGGGGGGAAAAAAGGAAAGGAGGGUGGGAGCGUGAGCAUGUGCAGGAAGAAAAAGACCUUACCCAAACCUUGAAUGUGUUGGAGACUCGACCAUCUUAUGAUGGCUCCUCUCUCGUUUGCUGUCUCCGCGCCGUCCUGCCAACUUGAGUGAACUCAUGGAACACGCUCUGGAUUUUUUUCUCCAAGAGAACGCUUCCACGCUUCCCCGCCGCAGUCUUUGCAUGGACCCAACAGAAGGAAUGUUAUGGAGCCCUCCACCGACUCAUUCAAAGGCGUCCCCGUUGGGUUUUGGGUGUGACGUGACGCGUCUCUGUUGACUGGGUGAACUGAAGGCGAAGGAAAAUGCAGAUACCGUCAUUAAUCUGGAUGCUGCAGCUCGUGAGCGUUUCCAGAGGCCCGGACGGCGCCGGCGUUCAGAGGUUUAAACGUAGUGAUCCGGUGGGCAACAGCUGUCAGCCGGGAUGUGCAACGUGCUCGUCAACGAACGGCUGCCUGUCCUGUAAGCCCCGCUUGUUCUUCCACCUGGAGCUGGACGGGAUCCAGCAGAGGGGGACGUGUCUGUCCUCCUGUCCCCGAGGUCACUACGGCAUGCGCUCUCCCCACAUCAGCACUUGCAUCAAGUGCAAGGCGGACUGCGCUUCCUGCUUCAGCGACAACUUCUGCACACGCUGCCAUGCCGGCCACUUUCUGUUCCGGGGCAAAUGUGAAAGCAGCUGUCCGUCCGGGCUGACAGCAAACCCGGUGCUGCGAGAGUGCACAGAGUGCCCUGAGGGGUGUGAGCUGUGCGUGGGGAGGAACAACUGCACGAGGUGCAGAGCAGACAUGUACCACCUCCAUGGCCAGUGCAACCACACCUGUCCCCAAGGCCUUGAGCCCGAUGCCCAGCUCAUGCAGUGCGUCCCCCAAAUUCAUUGCGAAGUUGGAGAAUGGACGAGUUGGGGUCAGUGUGUUCGGAGGCAAAACGCGACGGUCCACAGGAGGGGAGAGGAAACACGCACACGACUAAUUCUGCACUCCCCGAGCACCUCCGGCGACCCCUGCCCUCACCUCGCAGAGAUCAGGAAAUGUACGGCGAAAAAGAAGCAGAGAAGCAGGUCGGAAUGAACUGAGGAAAAUCACCUGUAAAUUAUUAAAAACUUUCAAUCUUAUCCUGCUCAUCUACACGUUCAGGACGUUUCUCAAGCAUUCCAGUGAAAAUGAAAAAAAUAAUGAUUUGUCCAUUUAACAUAUUUUUUGUUUUGUUUUUUGUUUUGCAGUUUCAUGGCAGAAAUCUAAUAAAAUCUCACAUUUAGCUGCCGGUGUUUCAAAAUACAACUUUCCUGCAAUGUUUUACUCUAACAGUUCAAAGUAACCACAUCUUUUUUUCCCCCUCCUUUCAAGCGAAUGAUUUGAACAAAUAAUGUAGCUUAAUUUAAACAACUGCGCGAGGAAUAAAUCUGAUGGUUGCAUGCCGACGUUGCUGAACUAUGUUUACAAUCUGUAAUUCGUAAUCCUAGUUUUUCAUUAUGUCAGAUGUGUUCCUAUAUACAGGUUAUAACAUUUCUGUCUGUUGGAAAAGAGAAGCUCUUCUUUACAUUGUUUUUCACCUGGGGGUUGUUUGAUCCUGAGUGGCUAGGUUGUGCCAUUGUACAUACAGUAAAACCCAUGGGGGCAAUCUUGUUAUUUGUGACGUUAUUAAAAAUUGCAAAGCCAUGAA
Fundulus heteroclitus (mummichog) is the source of this 2098-nucleotide messenger RNA. Its product is annotated as R-spondin-3. The transcript is spliced from 5 exons. NCBI's taxonomy places the organism in Eukaryota, Metazoa, Chordata, Actinopteri, Cyprinodontiformes, Fundulidae. The coding region runs from base 745 to 1506 and encodes 253 amino acids. The record is from RefSeq and is a predicted model, not a curated record.